Cuculus canorus (common cuckoo) is the source of this 6004-nucleotide messenger RNA. RefSeq names its product potassium two pore domain channel subfamily K member 5 (gene KCNK5). The transcript is spliced from 5 exons. Gene Ontology annotation, biological process: potassium ion transmembrane transport; stabilization of membrane potential. Gene Ontology annotation, cellular component: membrane. Gene Ontology annotation, molecular function: potassium ion leak channel activity. The coding region runs from base 204 to 1658 and encodes 484 amino acids. Lineage: Eukaryota; Metazoa; Chordata; Aves; Cuculiformes; Cuculidae. The record is from RefSeq and is a predicted model, not a curated record.
AGGGAGUGGGAGGGGAGUGUGGAAGACUCUAAGGGAACGCGGCAGAGGCCGGGAGAGGAGUCACGGCGGCCGGCGGGGGAAGGCAGAGGUGCCGCGGGAGGACAGGGCGGUUUCGGGCACCCGCGACCGCAGCCGCCCCGACCCGCCCGCCGCGCUCCGCCCGCCCUCCAUCCUUCCCUCCCUCCUUUUCUCCCGCCGGCACCAUGGUGGACAGGGGCCCCUUGCUGACCUCGGCCAUCAUCUUCUACCUGUCCAUCGGGGCGGCGAUCUUCGAGGUGCUGGAGGAGCCGCACUGGCGCUCGGCCACCGAGGACUACAAGCGGCAGAAGACGGAGCUGCUCAAGCAGUUCCCGUGCCUGGGCCAGGAGGGGCUGGACAAAAUCCUGCAGGUUGUGUCAAAUGCUGCUGGGCAGGGUGUUGCCAUCACAGGGAACAAUACUUUCAACAACUGGAAUUGGCCUAAUGCUGUGAUCUUUGCUGCUACUGUGAUCACUACAAUUGGUUACGGAAAUGUUUCUCCAAAGACACCCUCUGGGCGUCUCUUCUGCAUAUUUUAUGGGCUCUUUGGAGUUCCUCUCUGCUUAACAUGGAUCAGUGCUCUGGGGAAGUUCUUUGGAGGACGUGCCAAGAGGCUGGGCCAGUUUCUGACGAAAAGAGGAGUGAGUCUGAGGAAAGCACAAAUUACAUGCACAGCUAUUUUCAUUGUUUGGGGUGUCUUGGUCCAUCUGGUUAUUCCUCCCUUUGUCUUUAUGGUGACUGAAGGAUGGGAUUACAUUGAAGGCCUCUAUUUUUCAUUCAUCACUAUCACCACCAUAGGAUUUGGAGAUUUCGUUGCUGGUGUAAACCCAGAUGCAAACUAUCAUGCCCUUUACAGAUAUUUUGUGGAGUUAUGGAUAUAUCUGGGACUAGCUUGGCUUUCACUCUUUGUGAACUGGAAGGUCAGUAUGUUUGUGGAAGUACACAAAGCAAUCAAGAAACGGAGAAAAAAAAGGAAAGAGUCAUUUGACAACCAUCCUCGGGCUAAAAAACCCCUUCAAAUGGGUACCUCAAAGGAUGUCAACAUCUUCAGCUUCCUUUCAAAGAAGGAAGAGACCUACAAUGAUCUUAUUAAGCAAAUUGGGAAGAAGGCUCUGAAGACAAACAAUGACAAAAUUAUUAAAGUUGAAAAUACCAAACAGAGUAUGCAGAAUGCCAGUAUAGAUGCCCAGGUGACUUACACAAAGACAGAGUCAUUUGAGUAUGAUGAGACUUCCCUGGACAUUCAGAAUGGUCAUGUACUAAGACCGCUACAUGACAAAUGUAUUGGAGACAGCCCUCUAGAAGGAACCAUGUUUGUAAACCAGCUAGACAGGAUUAGUGAAGAAGAAGGUGAAGUGUGGGAUUCCAGAGACUAUCGACCCUUAAUAUUUGAGAAUGCCAAUAUAACAUUUGUAAAUGAAGAUGAUGAUGAAGAGGAAGAUAUCUCAGAUGAUGAGGAAACCUCAAAAUCCUCCAUGGAUGAUAAUCUUGCAGAGGAAUCUGAAACUGCUAAAAACCUGGUAAAAUUCCCAUCCUCUGAUGAAUCUACCUUUACCAAUAAUGAGCUAGAACUUUCUGUGCCUUAUGAACAACUGAUGAAUGAAUAUAAUACAGUAAGCAAUGUGAAAGCUGCAACGUGAAGCAUGUUUGAAAAUGGUUUUCUGAAAAUGGUCAGUGCAUAUUGAACAAAUUAGCAGAGCAAGGAGAUAAGCAUGGUUUUGCAGCUUCUCCUGUCUCUUUGAAAACAAAAACGAGUCCCAAACUAAUGAACUUCAGCGUCCUUUUCCCAUCUUAAGUUGGUUUCUGAGCCCAUCAGCUUCGCUUAUCUGAAAAACUUGUAAAAUAACAGUUGAAUAUGGAGUCCUUCUUGGGAUCUCGUGGUUCUCGAACAAAGUAGAAAAAACUAGUUAAUACACUGGACCUGCUCUGCGUUUAUGCAUUUCAUUGAGGAAUUAGUUUGGAAGUGUAACUAUACUGUUGCAAAGAGACUGUUUUGGGUGUCAAAAUGUGUUUGGUUACUCCAAUAGCUUUUCAUCUCUGAAAACCUGGAUUUGAAUCCUGCUUUGAUCACAAAUUAAAGAAUGGGCUUGCUUAUUUUUUUGAAGUUGCCCUUUGUUAAGUUGUUACCACCGAAAAAGAAAUGGUGCAACCACUAGUUGUUCUUAAUGAGAAACUUUAGAUGGAAUACCAGGACGCACAGACCUGAGCUGAGGUGCGCUGGCAGACUGAGGAGGAAGCAUCUGAAACAUCUGUCUAGAAUCAUGUCAGUGCUUGUCAAAUUAAAGUGAAUUGUAAACUCAUAAGUAAAAUAUUAAAAUUAAAAAUUCCAAAGGAAUGGAUUGAGAAGGAGCCCUCUAACAAGGAAGAAUUAUCUGGGAUGAAGCUCACCAAUUGUGCUGCUAAACUGCAUAUCAGCCCAAGAACUGUUAGAGUGUGAAGUGACUGGAAAACCUGUUGAUCAAAGCACGUAUGAGCACAGCUUACGUAUGAGCAAUGAACUUUUUUUAAUGUUAAAAGUGUCCUUCCACUGUCCAUUUCUUAGAGCAAAUACUUGAAUGAACCUUAUACAGUAUCUAUGUACAGGUGAAGUUUUGUUGACACUGUUCUUCUGAGGAAAAAAAUCACCUUGGGAGGCAGAGAUAUUCUCCAAAAACCCUAAUGCCUGUCAGAAGGGACCUGUAGCACUGCUGCUGAUCUGUGCAGUGUGUUAGUCAGUAUUGUUAUUUGAUGUUCCUCUCUGCCCUGGUACUUCAGAAUAGACUUGAAUGAGAGUGAUUUUUGAAACAGUUGAUUACACUUUGCUUAUGUGUUUUGUUUCAAAGUAUGACCUAUGUGCAUAUACAAUGGUUAUUCUAUCCUACUUUCAAGAAGGCUAAGCAGUGUCCAAUCUUGGGCAAACUGCGAUAUGCUCAAGUGACUUAAGGCUAUAAGGCAUUUCUUUUGAAAGGAACUUUAGCUCUGAGCUCCUGAAAGUAUUAUCUUUUGGCUUGGAGAUGGGCUUCUCGUUGAGAAGGAAGUAUGUCUCUUCAUAACAUUUAUGCCCAAAUUGUUUAGGCUACAAAGAAAAUUAUACUGUGGUUUUAUUUUGCUUUCUUUUUCCAUAUCUAUAUGUUAACCCUGACAACUCUAGCAAAUGAGGCUCUUGAUUACACGUUGGAAAAAGGUACUGACUUCAGUUAUGUCCAGUAUACUUGGAACAGAAAAUAGCAAGACCCGUGAACCUUGACAUUGCAAGUUCUGUUCUUCUAUUUAGUUUUACAGUAUUUAAGAUAUUCUAGUAUGUCCGAAAAGUUCCAGAGUUCAGUGAAUAGUUAAAAGUUGUCUCAUUCUCAUUUUCGGUUUAAUGCUGCCAGACUCACUAGCUCUGUAAGAAGAGUUUAUGGAAUCUUGCAGUGUUAAUCUUGAAUUACUAGAUAUUUCUAAUAACUGCAAACAUUGGCUGCAGCUGUAUUUCUGGCCUCUUCCACAGAAGAAGGAGGACAUAUGUGAAACUGGCACUCUGGUUGGAUAGCCUGUUGAUGGGAAGUAUUGAAAUCAUCUGCUGUGAAACAAGGGACUGUUUUUACUCCUUUCUUUUUGGAAUUUUCCACGUAUGUGACAGAUUUUUCAAACAGAAAGUGAACACAGGCUAGGGCUAACUCUGUUAUACUGGCAAAAAUGUGGAAUCAAUAUCAUUGGAUUUGGUAGUUAAUCUGUAUUUUAUUAUAAUAUCUCUGAAGAUAUACUAAUUUGAAAUCAAAUGGUGUUAUAUUACUGCUAUUUUGAGCAGAGUUGGCUGAAGGAAUUUUAAUUGUAUAUGAUAGGUAAGAGGAAGAGGCCCUAUCAAGAAGACUCUGAUUUACUUCUAAUAGACAUCCACACCCCCAUCAUUUUAAAAUGCCUCCAAGCUCUUCAAGUAUAUAUCUGAAGGGUUGUAGUUGACAGCUAUAUCUUGUAAUUGUACGAAACGGUAGGUAAGACUACAUGCAUGAUACACAGGCUGCUUGUGUAGCAAUUCUAGCUCUUUUUUUGUUUAAACAAGUCCAAAUCUAUUUAAAAGAAAAUGAGAAAGCCUCCAUGUAGCUUUUUGUCAUUCUCCAAAUUGUCUUCCAUUAUUGAUGCAAAAAACCAAAGUAUUAGUGAGAGUUAGAAAGCUACAGGACAGUAAGAGCAGAAAAUAGGCUUGCUGAAAGUGCAUCAAAUGGAAAAGCAUUGUCCAAUCUUCAUUUAAAAAAAAGAAAAAAAUAUCUCUUUAAUACAGAAAUAAUACAACCCAGACACUUGGCUGGACUACUUUAAUUGGGAGGGGAUGUUGCACACUGGAACUCGGACUCUGCAUUCUCUGUAGCAAAGUGCACUUGUACGCCAGAGCUGAGAAUGGAUGGGAUCUGUUUUAUAUUAUCAAGUUAGAAGUGACUCUCUGGCCUUUCCCAGUGUAGUCAGCAUAGACUGUAAGUCUGCAUAAUAAGUAUCAUGGGAUUUAAAGUAAUAGUUUAAAUUUAUUAAAACAAAGUACAGUAUUCCCUCUUUUUUGGGAAACAUUAUCACACCUCACAAAACUGUUCUCAAGACAUCCCACCGUGUGCCUUAAUGUAACACUAACACUGGGAAAAAAUUCCUUUUUAUACAGGGGCCAACACAAUUGGGCCCAUUAAGCCCUACUUGUUUUCAGUGUUCUAGAGGGGUUUAGUUGGUGCAUAGCUUUGAUAUUGACGCUCUCCAAAAAGUUAAACUGUUUCCCAGGGUUUUUUUUAAAUUAUGGUGCCAUCUAAGAACUGCCGAAGUGCUAAGCAAGACAGCUUUUUUCCUGCCGGUCUUCCACGUCUUGAGAAAAGUAACUGCCUGGGGUAUCUAAAUCAGUGUCUUUCUGCCUUCAGAUUUACAGGUAGUGAGGUAUAAGGGUGUCUAAGCUGGAUUUUGAGAUAUUCAGUCCCAAAAGUGCCUCUGAAUGAAUUUCCCAGUGCUGCUCAGUAAGGUCUUGUUGUUAUUUCAAUUAUUUGGUCAAUCUGGAAACAUUUUAUUUGGAUGCCAUGUAAGAUUUCAUUUGGCUAACCAAUAAUGUUAACAACUGUCUUAAUGAAUUUGUUUUUAUAGGCAAGAUGGAUCUCUUCCUGGAAAGAGAGGAAAAGGAAUUUUUCUUAAAAAGAAGGGGGGGGGGGGGGGGGAAGAAGGUUAAAAGCACAUGUAAAGAGGGGAUGGAAUAGAAGUAGAGACUCUUCUUUGUAGCUGUUCCCUAGAAAGCAAAUUGUAUUUCCAGUCGCAUCAUGUGAAGCAUGGGUCCACUUUACAUAAACUUACUAACGUUGCAGAGAUGAGCCAGUACUUUAAAAAAUAAGAAAAAAUAUUAAAAAUCCUGAAACGUGACAGCAAAAAGUCUGUUCCUACAAAACCUAUUUUACGUGCUAUAGACUAUGUGACCCCAUCCUUCAUGACAUUGUUGUGACGCUUCUUGCUUUUGUCUGUGCUGUUGAAUCUUAUUUUUUACCGGAAGGGCAUCAUUUUCAGAUACAUAUCUUGCAGAAAGCAGUCUAACACAUCUGAUACACUGGUACGAAAUCACUGAGGAAAUACAGAAAGUGGUGUGUUAAAUUAUUCUGAACUAACUAUUUGUGAAUCUGUUGCUGGCAAUGGAUGUCACAAAACAUGCAGAAAUAAAACCUUAGACUGGUGACACAGUUCUAUAUGUUGAGACUUCUUUUUUUUUUCUCCAGUUGACCUGGGAGAGAAUGUGUAGAGACAGACAAGCACUGCUGAUGAGGAUAGCAAAAAGCAAUAUACAAGUCUCCUGACCCAAACAAAAAAAAAAUCCAAGAGCUCUGUUGUAGACUUGUAAUUUUUGUGCCUCAUGGGAUUCAUUCCAUUUGUGAUGGAUUUACCUUUUAAAAAAUUAGCUUGUCUUUCAUAUGGCUUUUGAAGUUUGUACAGUUCUGAUUCUUAUCACUCCAUAAUAUGCCUAUCUGUCUGUUCUGUUGCUGAUUGUCACUGGAAUCACACUGUAUGUAAAUAU